AUGGUUACAGGUAUUGAGGCCACUGGCCUGGUUCUAGCUAUUCUUCCUCUGAUUAUAAACCAACUGGACAGCUGUGUCCAGGGCGUUGAAACGAUGAAGUCCUUUCGAACGAAACGGUAUCGCAGAUAUUUAGAUGAACGCGCAGCUAUUCUCGGUGGACAACACGCAAUCUUGCUCAAUUGCUUAGAAACAAUACUGGAAGAUAUUGUCCCCGAGGAUCAAAUCUCGAGGCUCUUGGCAGAUACACAGGAUCUGCUGUGGGCGGAUCCAACUCUUCAGAAAGAUCUUCAACAAAGGCUAGGUCGGGGCUACACACCAUUCUGCGACAUCAUGAGCCAAGUGUCCCACAUCUUGGAAGAACUGGCAAACAAGAUGGGGCUUCAGUUGAAUAACUCAAAAGUUGAAGAUCAGACGGACGUCGACCCAGAUCCGGUUCAGAUGAAAUAUAGUCCUCAGUCGGCCGAAACUGAUCCUGAUUCUUAUCCUGAGGGAGGAUGGAACGCCUGGAGCGUUGUACUCGGAAGCUGGAUGGCCAGCUUCAGCACAAUCGGAAUGAUGAACAGCCUAGGAAUCUUCCAAACAUAUCUAGAAGAGCACCACCUCCGCGAAUAUUCAUCCGGCAAAAUAGGUUGUAUCCUCGGUGUCUACUCGUUUCACGCCUUUUUCUGCGGAAUCCAAGUCGGUCCAAUAUUUGACGCCAAAGGCCCACGUAUUCUCGUCGCUUGUGGUGGAAUCGGGACCGUGCUUUUCAUGAUUCUCCUUGGAUUCUGUACCCGGUACUGGCAUUUUAUGCUGGUGUUUGGAGUCUUGGGAGGCGUGAGUGUAUCGCUUGCCUUUAACCCCGCAAUUUCCAUUGUUGCGCAUUACUUCCGUCGACGAAGAGGUCUUGCGACGGGUGUUGCGUCUUCUGGUGCGUCGUGUGGUGGCGUGGUAUGA
Messenger RNA from Penicillium longicatenatum, 936 nucleotides. RefSeq lists its product as uncharacterized. Gene Ontology annotation, cellular component: fungal-type vacuole membrane. Gene Ontology annotation, biological process: transmembrane transport. The transcript has 2 exons. The coding region runs from base 1 to 936 and encodes 311 amino acids. Gene Ontology annotation, molecular function: transmembrane transporter activity. The record is from RefSeq and is a predicted model, not a curated record. Lineage: Eukaryota; Fungi; Ascomycota; Eurotiomycetes; Eurotiales; Aspergillaceae.